GAGGUCUGUCUCUGGCGGUGGAGGGUCCGUCCAAAGCAGAGAUCAGCUGUAAGGACAAUAAGGACGGCACCUGCACCGUGUCCUACCUCCCCACCAUGCCCGGAGAAUACAACAUCAUCGUGAAGUUUGACGACAAACACAUCCCCGGCAGCCCCUUCACCGCCAAGAUCACCGGCGAUGACUCCAUGAGGAUGUCUCAGCUGAACGUGGGCACGGCGUCAGACGUUUCUCUGAAGAUCACGGAGACCGACCUCAGCAGUCUGACGGCGAGUAUCACAGCGCCGUCCGGACACGAAGAGCCGUGCGUCCUGAAGAGGCUUCCCAACAGACACAUUGGGAUCUCGUUCACGCCGAAGGAAGUGGGCGAGCACGUGGUGAGCGUGAAGAAGAAUGGGAAGCAUGUGACCAACAGUCCCUUCAAGAUCAUGGUCGGACAGUCGGAGAUCGGAGACGCCAGCAAAGUGAAAGUGUUCGGGGAGGGGCUGAUGGAGGGUCACACCUUCGAGAUGGCCGAGUUCAUCGUGGACACCAGGAACGCAGGUUACGGGGGUCUGGGUCUCUCCAUCGAGGGUCCCAGUAAAGUGGACAUUAACUGUGAGGACGUGGAGGACGGGACGUGUAAAGUCACCUACUGUCCCACCGAGCCCGGGAACUACAUCAUCAACAUCAAGUUCGCCGACCAACACGUGCCAGGAAGUCCGUUCACGGUGAAGGUGUUCGGCGAGGGCCGGAUGAAGGAGAGCAUCACGAGGAGGCGUCAGGCGCCGAGCAUCGCCACCGUGGGAAGCACCUGCGAUCUGAACCUGAAGAUACCAGGGAACUGGUUCCACAUGGUGUCGGCUCAGGAGCGUCUCACGCACACCUUCACGAGGAGCAGCCACACCUACACCCGCACGGAGAGGACGGAGAUCAGAGAGACGAGGGCGGGGGAGACGAAGAGGGAGGUGAGGGUGGAGGAGAGCCGGCAGGUGGAGGAUCCGUACAGGGACUCCGUGUUCGGAGACUUCCUGGGGAGGGAGAGUCUGAGCGGGUUCAACAACAACAGCAGCAGCCGCCAGGCACAGCUGCAGGACGGUGAGGCGAGCAACCAGGAGAUGACGGCUCAGGUGACGAGUCCCGGAGGAAAGACGGAGGACGCAGAGAUCAUCCGGGGGGAAGACAGCGCCUACAGCGUGCGCUUCAUCCCGCAGGAGAUGGGCGCGCACACCGUGAACGUGAAGUACCGGAACCAGCACGUCCCCGGGAGCCCCUUCCAGUUCACUGUGGGGCCAAUGGGGGAGGGGGGGGCGCACAAGGUCCGGGCGGGGGGCACCGGGCUGGAGCGGGGCGUCGCCGGGACCCCAG
Messenger RNA from Notothenia coriiceps (black rockcod), 1344 nucleotides. RefSeq names its product filamin-C-like. Gene Ontology annotation, molecular function: actin filament binding. The transcript is spliced from 7 exons. The record is from RefSeq and is a predicted model, not a curated record. Gene Ontology annotation, biological process: actin cytoskeleton organization. The annotation marks the transcript as partial. Lineage: Eukaryota; Metazoa; Chordata; Actinopteri; Perciformes; Nototheniidae.